AUGGACCUCUCUGAAACCGUUCGUCAGCUGAAACAAGAAAUGGCAGCUAUGAAGCAACAACGAGAGAAAGAUGUGAGGGAACUUUCAGCCUUGAAAGCAGAAAAUGCUGCAUUGAAAAAUCAAGAUCCUUCGUGGAGGCCUACUCAGCCAACCAACACUCAAACCCAAGUAACGUUGAGCACCACGGAUGAUGCUGCUUUAUGUCGAAUUUUUCCAACAUCUCUCAAAGGCAGAGCCUUGAGUUGGUUCCCUCGGCUCCCUCCCAAUUCUAUUGACUCCUUCAACACUCUGUCUUCUCAAUUCACUAUCCAAUUUGCAAAAAGUCGUCCCCACAAUCUAACAUCCUUAUCACUAAUAAGUCUCCGGCAAGACAAGAAGGAGUCACUUCGAACUUUUAUGGAUCGGUUCAAUAAAGUGGCAUUAGAAAUCAGGGAUCUCAACCCAGCUGUAGCACUCCAUCACCUCACAACGGCUUUGAAACCAAGGCCAUUCGUCAAUAGCAUCUGCAAGAAAGCCCCCUCGGACAUGAAUGACCAGCGAAGACACGCCGAUAAGUACAUGCAGAUGGAAGAAUUUGCUGAAUUUCGCAACCAAGCCCAAGCUGAAACCAUGACAAAGAAUGAGAAGAUAGUUGAACAACCGUUUAAGGGUCGCAAUAAAGAAAUAACACUUCGGGAACGACCUGUACGUGGUCCAAAAUACUCUCACUACACUCCCUUAAAUGCAAGUCGGGCGGUAGUACUCAAACAAGCUCUUGCGUCCGAGGUGUUGGCAAUCCCGAAAAGAGCAUCAACUCCUCCAUACGCCGAUACCAACAAAUCUUGCAGGUAUCACCGUAACCGUGGACACUCCACCGAGGAGUGCGCUGCUUUAAAGGAUAAAAUUGAGGAUUUGAUUAAGCAGGGACAACUCCAAAAUUUUGUUGAUCGGCCCGUCUCAUCUCGGCCCUGGUCCGAAUAUCAACCUCGACACCAUGAACGGUGGGUUUGCUGGAGGAGGCCCAACCUCGUCAGCCCAAAAGAAGCAUUUGCGUGCCGUCUGUCAGUUCACACAGUUGACAGACAGCCUACUCGAAGACUCCCAUCUACAAUGUUCACCGAUGCAGAUUUCCAAGGUAUUGACCCUGUGCAAGACGAUCCAAUGUUGGGAGUCUCUAAGAAGGUGCUAAUUCCAUAUGAUGAUCCCCUAGUCGGCUUUUCAGGAGAAAGGGUCAGCACCAGGAGGUACAUUAAGCUUUUCACUCGCUUUUGUUUUGAUGAGCAGGAAUAUAGGGAAAUUCAGGUGAAGUAUAUAGUGGUGCAUGCCAACACAUCCUAUAAUAUUCUUCUCGGUCGGCCAUCAUUAAACAUGUUGGGGGCUAUCGUCUCGACGCCACAUUUGGCAAUGAAAUUUCCAUCUGAUAAGGGGAAGAUCCUUACGAUCCAUGCCGAUCAGAAGGCGACUCGGGAGUGCUACUUUGCUAGCUUGCGGAUAACUCUCGUUGAAGAAAAACAAUCAAAAUCAAAAAGGGUUCACGUGGUAAACCCUUUGGCAUCAGACGAACUCCCGGUUUGGGAUCUGGAUCCGAGGAUGAAUGAGGAAGAGCAUGUGGAACCAACUGAAGAAAAAAUCCCUUUGCAAAUCAAUUCACAAUCAUCUCAAGUGACGUGCAUCGGCACCGACGCGUCCGAAGGUGAUCGUUCCACUUUAAGUGACGUAAUCAUUCGGAACAAGGACCUCUUCGCAUGGACACCAUCGGACAUGCCCGGCAUAGAUCCAAACUUCAUGUGUCACAAGUUGUCAAUAUGCGCUGAAGCGCGACCGGUAGCUCAACGUAAAAGAAAAAUGGGCUCUGAUAGAAAACUUGCAGUCGAAACGGAAGUUGCAAAAUUGAGUGAUGCUAGAUUCAUUCGGUAG
This is a messenger RNA of Cajanus cajan (pigeon pea), 1896 nucleotides long. The record is from RefSeq and is a predicted model, not a curated record. NCBI's taxonomy places the organism in Eukaryota, Viridiplantae, Streptophyta, Magnoliopsida, Fabales, Fabaceae.